This is a messenger RNA of Parus major (Great Tit), 2060 nucleotides long. RefSeq names its product phosphomannomutase 1 (gene PMM1). The record is from RefSeq and is a predicted model, not a curated record. The coding region runs from base 43 to 906 and encodes 287 amino acids. Gene Ontology annotation, biological process: protein N-linked glycosylation; mannose metabolic process; GDP-mannose biosynthetic process. Gene Ontology annotation, cellular component: cytosol. Gene Ontology annotation, molecular function: phosphomannomutase activity. Lineage: Eukaryota; Metazoa; Chordata; Aves; Passeriformes; Paridae. The transcript is spliced from 8 exons.
AGCUCCCGCGGUCCCGCCCCCCGCCCGCGGAGCCCGGCCGGGAUGGCGGCGGCGCGGGGCCGGGUGCUCUGUCUCUUCGACGUGGACGGGACCCUGACGCCGGCCCGGCAGAAAAUCGAGCCGGAGGUGGACGCGUUCCUGCGGGAGCUGCGGGAGAGGGUGCACAUCGGCGUGGUGGGAGGCUCCGACUAUGCCAAGAUAGCCGAGCAGCUGGGAGAAGGGGACGAAGUCAUUGAUAAGUUUGACUACGUCUUCGCAGAGAACGGCACAGUGCAAUACAAGAAUGGGCAGCUGGUCUCCAAGCAGGCCAUUCAGGACCACCUGGGGGAGGAGCUGCUGCAGGAUCUGAUCAACUUCUGUCUCAACUACAUGGCACUGCUGAAGCUGCCCAAGAAACGAGGGACCUUCAUCGAGUUUCGCAAUGGAAUGUUGAACAUCUCCCCCAUUGGUCGCAGCUGCACCCCAGAGGAGCGAAUCGAGUUCUCGGAGCUGGACAAGAAAGAGCGGAUACGGGAGAAGUUUGUGGCAGCCUUGCAGAGGGAAUUUGCUGGCAAAGGCCUGCGUUUCUCUCGAGGUGGCAUGAUCAGCUUUGAUGUCUUCCCAGAGGGCUGGGACAAGCGCUACUGCCUCAAUGUGCUCGACGACGAGAGAUUUGACACCAUCCACUUCUUUGGGAACGAGACAACCCCUCUGGACUGCAGAGAGAAGUUCCUCAGCUGGCAACCGCCACCUACGCAAGGCUCCACCAUCCUCCUCAGGCGAGAGACACUGGUGCUUCUAGGCCCAGGGCAGGGCUCCCACACUGCCACGGGCAGAGUCCCUGGUGGCCCUUGGCACUGCUGUCUGGCCCCAGGAGCAGGGAUACUGCAUGACCAGUGCUGCUGGGGUGCUGUCUCCUCCACCUGACUGCACCUCCUAACUACAACACAUCAGAUCUCUGAUGCAUUUGCAUGAGCACAGCAGUCUGCCCAGCAUCCAGAAAUCCCCAGCAAAUCCACAAAUUCCUCUUUCUACCCAGGAAAGAUUUCUGUGUGGGAGAAGAGGACCUGUUGGAGAAACUUGUAUGCAGGAUACCCUUUGCACAGGUCACAGGUUUUGGCCCUCCACUGCAGCCUUCAUGGUGGAAUUGUGUUUUGUGAUUCCUUCCUCUCUGUUUCACUGUGGAUCAGGUUAUGUGUGAGUCUUGGGGAGUUUAAUUUUUCCUGUAAGUCUAUUUAUAGCCAGCAGGACCUCUAGAGAGCUUAGUGAUGAGUGAAGAGCAGGGUCUGGCCCUAAUGGCAUGGGGCACCGUGGUGGCCUUGGGGGCUGAGGUGACUUGCACCUUUGAAGGGAAAGGCAUUUCAUGCCUGUCCCUGAGACCCCUUUGCCGUGAUGCUCCUCUCGUGGUGGGUGCCCACAGCAUAAGUGGAGGUUUCCCCCAUGGAUGUGAGCGAGCAGACGUGGCGGGCCCCAUGCCCGGGACUGCCUUGCUGUAUGGAUCCAUAUCAGUGUGAGAUGGGCAGUUCCUGUCUGGCUGAUGACAACUGUUAAAUGAGAAAUUUAUUUAAAUACACAGAUAUGUAUAUUAAAAAAAUUAAAAUCAAUCCUAUUAAAGCCACAACACGCAGCAGUUGGAGGCAGUGUGUGCUUUGUGCUGGGCUGUGCGGGGUGAAAGGCAGCCAGGCAACAGGCAGGACACGCUUCAAGGUCCCCACAGCAGUGAGGGACCAGCCCCACUCCUGGUCACUCUCGGUGAGCAGCAGCCUCCUGUCCCAGGCUCACAGUGUGGAGCAUCUCCAGCCCCCAUCAGGGACCUACUGUGGGUGAGUCCGUUUUGAUGUCUGGGUAAAUUCCUGGGUGCUCCAGGUCCUUUACUGGAGAGUCACUGUGACACAUGCACACAGGACAAAGAGCCAGGGUGGGCAGGGCUCAUGGGAAAGUCACUUUUAAUGGUUUAUUGCCAAUGUUACAAAGGUUGACACAUGGUCAGACAGGCGGGAACCACACCAGAGUUGUAAAAACACCAACAAGUCUAGGGUUUUAGUUUAUUUUUAAAAAAAAUAAAAUAAAAUCCAACAGUU